Arabidopsis arenosa is the source of this 3360-nucleotide messenger RNA. NCBI's taxonomy places the organism in Eukaryota, Viridiplantae, Streptophyta, Magnoliopsida, Brassicales, Brassicaceae. The record is from the annotation of a GenBank genome assembly.
CAGAUUUUAAUAUCCUGACUUGUUGGGUAAGUCUCUAAAUAUUCGUAGUUUGCAUCCAAGUCCCUGACUACUUUCUUCUCCCAAAUCUCCUCCUUUUAUUUUUACUUUCGUCCCAUAAACUCAAAAAACACUCUUUUUCAAAUCCAGUAGAGAGAUUCAAGACGGGUCUCAUCGAAAGUUCGAAUCUUUCGUCAUCUGAUUUGCUUUCUCUUAGGGUUUUUUCAAUUUCGAUUUAGUGUUCUUCAUCAAUGGCGACACCUAUGGUUAGUUCGGCUGGAGGGUUACUAGCAAUGCUCAACGAGCCUCAUCCUGCUUUGAAGCUUCAUGCGCUCUCUUAUCUCAACAAUUUGGUUGACCAAUUCUGGCCUGAGAUCUCCACUAGUGUCCCCAUCAUUGAGAGUUUAUAUGAAGAUGAAGAAUUCGAUCUGCAUCAAAGACAGCUUGCUGCUUUGCUGGUCUCUAAGGUUUUCUAUUACUUGGGCGAGCUUAAUGAUUCAUUGUCUUAUGCCCUUGGAGCUGGGCCCUUAUUUGAUGUUUCAGAGGAUUCUGAUUAUGUUCAUACGCUUCUAGCCAAAGCAAUAGAUGAAUAUGCCAGUCUCAGAUCAAAGGCAGUUGAGUCAAAUGAGAUGGUGGACAUUGAUCCCAGGCUGGAGGCGAUUGUUGAAAGAAUGCUUGGAAAAUGCAUCAGUGAUGGGAAGUAUCAACAAGCCAUGGGCAUUGCGAUAGAAUGCCGGAGAUUGGAUAAGUUGGAAGAGGCUAUCACUAAGAGCGAUAAUGUUCAGGGAACUUUAUCAUAUUGCAUCAAUGUUUCUCAUUCCUUUGUUAACCGCAGAGAGUAUAGACAUGAGGUGCUUAGUUUACUUGUUAAAGUCUACCAGAAGCUGCCUUCUCCUGAUUAUUUGAGCAUUUGUCAAUGCCUCAUGUUUUUGGAUGAACCGCAAGGUGUUGCAAGCAUUUUGGAGAAGCUUCUUCGCUCGGAGAGCAAGGAUGAUGCUUUACUGGCGUUGCAAAUUGCAUUUGAUCUUGUAGAGAACGAGCACCAGGCCUUUCUCUUGAGUGUUAGAGAUCGCCUUCCAGCUCCCAAAACACGUCCUGUAGAAGCAACUCAGGCUGUUGAAACUACUACUGCUCCGAAUGAGAACCCUUCGGGGGAUGUUCAGAUGGCGGAUGAAACUCCAGCUCAGACAAUUGUGCACGAGACAGAUCCAGUUGAUGCUACAUAUGCUGAGAGGUUGACAAAGAUUAAGGGAAUUUUAUCUGGAGAGACAUCUAUUCAGCUGACACUUCAAUUUCUUUACAGCCACAACAAAUCGGACCUGCUGAUACUGAAGACAAUCAAACAGUCUGUAGAGAUGCGGAACAGUGUAUGCCACAGUGCUACAAUAUAUGCUAAUGCCAUUAUGCAUGCUGGAACUACAGUGGACACUUUCCUUAGAGAGAAUUUGGAUUGGUUAAGCAGGGCAACCAAUUGGGCUAAGUUUAGUGCUACAGCGGGAUUAGGUGUUAUUCACAGAGGUCAUUUGCAACAGGGUAGGUCAUUGAUGGCUCCAUACUUGCCUCAGGGAGGAGCAGGUGGUGGUGGGAGUCCUUAUUCCGAAGGAGGUGCUUUAUAUGCCCUUGGCCUUAUUCAUGCUAACCAUGGCGAGGGAAUCAAGCAAUUUUUACGUGAUAGCCUACGCAGCACUAAUGUUGAGGUCAUUCAACAUGGAGCUUGCUUAGGUCUUGGCUUGUCAGCUCUCGGGACAGCUGAUGAAGAGAUAUAUGAUGAUGUCAAAAGCGUGCUUUAUACUGAUAGUGCAGUUGCUGGUGAAGCUGCUGGCAUCAGCAUGGGUUUAUUAUUGGUUGGAACUGCUACUGAAAAGGCAAGUGAGAUGCUUGCUUAUGCUCAUGAGACACAGCAUGAGAAGAUAAUAAGGGGAUUGGCUCUAGGAAUAGCUCUUACAGUAUACGGUAGAGAAGAAGGAGCAGAUACCUUGAUUGAGCAGAUGACUAGAGAUCAGGAUCCUAUCAUUCGUUAUGGUGGCAUGUACGCAUUGGCAUUGGCUUACAGUGGAACCGCAAACAACAAGGCAAUUCGACAAUUGCUGCACUUUGCUGUAUCUGAUGUCAGUGAUGAUGUUAGGAGGACUGCUGUUCUGGCACUUGGAUUUGUCUUGUACUCUGAUCCAGAGCAGACUCCCCGUAUUGUAUCUCUGCUUUCUGAGUCGUACAAUCCACAUGUUCGCUAUGGUGCGGCUCUUGCAGUGGGUAUUUCUUGUGCAGGCACUGGCCUCAGCGAAGCGAUAUCCUUGUUGGAGCCACUUACAUCAGAUGUUGUUGACUUUGUUCGUCAAGGUGCUUUGAUUGCAAUGGCCAUGGUGAUGGUUCAAAUUAGCGAAGCUAGCGAUUCUCGUGUUGGAGCAUUUAGGCGCCAACUUGAGAAGAUUAUACUCGACAAGCACGAAGAUACAAUGAGCAAGAUGGGAGCAAUUCUGGCCUCUGGUAUCCUUGAUGCUGGUGGUAGGAACGUUACUAUCAGACUGCUCUCUAAGACCAAACAUGACAAAGUCACUGCUGUUAUCGGCCUUGCAGUCUUCAGCCAGUUUUGGUAUUGGUACCCACUGAUCUAUUUCAUUAGUUUGGCCUUCUCACCAACUGCUUUCAUCGGUUUGAAUUACGACCUUAAGGUCCCCAAGUUUGAGUUCAUGUCACACGCAAAACCGUCUUUGUUUGAGUACCCAAAACCCACCACGGUUCCUACAGCCAAUACCGCUGUGAAACUUCCAACCGCUGUUCUCUCAACCUCAGUUAAAGCCAAAGCUAGGGCUAAGAAAGAAGCAGAGCAAAAAGCUAUUGCUGAAAAAACAUCUGGUCCUGAAAAACCUGUCAAUGAAAGUGGAUCUGGAAAAGGAAAAGCAUCAACUGAGAAGGAAGGAGACUCUAUGCAGGUCGAUAGCCCAGCAGCGGUCGAGAAGAAAGCUGCUGAGCCAGAGCCAGCAUUUGAGAUUCUAGUGAACCCAGCUCGAGUAGUCCCAGCACAAGAGAAAUACAUAAAGUUACUUGAAGACAGCAGAUACGUACCAGUGAAGCUAGCUCCAUCAGGUUUCGUUCUUCUCAAAGACUUGCGUCAACACGAGCCAGAGGUUCUCUCUCUGACCGACGCACCAACUUCAACAGCUUCUCCUGCAACUGGUGCAGCAGCGGCUGCACAAGGAACCACAGCCUCGGCUAUGGCCGUAGAUGACGAACCACAACCUCCCCAAGCCUUUGAAUACGCUUCAUGAUUUUAUUUUCUUUUAAAAUUAGUGGGAAUUUGUUGUUGGUUUUAUUGGUUUCUGUUGAAAGACAAAAAGGCAGAGAAAAAAAACAGAUCUUUGAAUU